AGAAAACGAGAGAGGAGAAAAAAAAAAGAAGAGGAGGGAAAGAUCAUUAAGAGAGAGAGAGAGAGAGAGAGAGAGAGAGAGAGAUAGGUAUCGUGCGCCUGAUUGAUCGAAGGAGCCUACUGUCGUGAGCCAGCGAUGAGCGGAGGAGAUGGGACGGCGGCGGGGGGAGGGGUAGGAGCAGAGGCGGAAUACGAGACAGUUACGACGUCGGUGUGGUGGGACAUAGAGAACUGCCCAGUGCCAAAGAGUUGCGACCCUCACGCGAUUGCAAAGAACAUAACCUCAUCCCUGGUGCAGAUGAAUUACAAGGGUCGCGUAUCCAUAUCCGCCUACGGAGACACCAAUCGCAUCCCUUUCUACCUCCAGCACGCUCUCUCCAGCACUGGCAUCGCCCUCAAUCACGUUCCUGCCGGCGUUAAAGAUGCAAGUGACAAGAAAAUUCUAGUUGAUAUGCUGUUUUGGGCAGUGGACAAUCCUGCCCCAGCCAAUUAUUUGCUAAUUUCUGGAGAUAGGGAUUUCUCUAAUGCUCUCCAUCAGUUACGGAUGCGGAGAUAUAACGUCCUUCUGGCACAACCACUAAAAGCAUCUAAUGCACUUGUUGCAGCAGCAAAAAGUGUGUGGCUCUGGACAAACCUCGUUGCCGGAGGAUCCCCGCUUCCAUGUGGUGAAUCAACACAACCUGCUAAUGUUAACAAUAACUUGAACUCUGAAUUGCCUCGGAAUCCCAUUUCUGAUCCUUUCCCAUUGACCCAACCUCAAUUUCCUAGCACUGGAUGUUUUUCGUAUGGAAAUCGGAAGUUUAAUUCAGACAAGGAUGCUGAAAGUAAAUUUAGAGGGAAAUAUGUUCAUAAAAAUCCAAAUCAACCCAUGAUGACUCGAGCUUCAAGUGCCCCAGUUGAGACUCAAGAGAUUAAGAAUGAUGACUAUUCUUUGCCGCCAGAAAAUGCACCUGCUAAGCAGUUUAAGAAAGCUCCCCACGAGUUUUUUGGUUCUAGUGAGCCUGUAAUAUCUUCAAGUAAGUCUUCCUCCAAUAUCCUACCUGGUGAACUCGACAAUUCAGGGAACACUGCUCGUGUUAUUGCCAAAAAUGCCCCGAAUCACUAUCCUCGACCUCCUUUUGAACCGCCACAUAACAUGUUUUUGCCAAAUCCUCGUAAUAAUUGGCCCCACCCAGUUCCCCUACAACCUGAUGUUUCAAGAUUUUCCUCUACCCCAGCCCCCAGUGUGGCCAAUACUGAAAAGCUCAGUAUCUCUCAAGACUCCAACUAUUCUCAAAAUUCUUCUAAUUUUUGUGAACCCUUUAAGUUUGGAAACUUACCUAUCCCAAAUGGAUACCCAAAGGGGCAUAGUUUGCAGUCAAGUCAGCCUGUUUUCCCAGAUGCCCCGAGCAAUAUGCAUCCCUUCAGUUUCCAGUUUCCACCCUCGUCAUCCACGACGGUGGUUGGUAAUUCUAUUUCUGGUAAUGGCAUGCGGAGAACUCAAGGAUGCUUACAACCAUCAGAAUUUGUUCCAGGGGAUAUAGGUGUGGUCUUACUAGCUUUAAGUUCCUUAAAAGUUGAGAAGAUUAUGCCAACUGAAGCAAAUAUAAAAGAUUGUAUUCGUUUCGGUGACCCGAGGCACCGUAAUAUUGUUGUAAGGAAGGCCUUGGAUAAUGCAAUUGAGCAAAAUAUGGUAGUGAUGCUAAACUUAGGUGUCGUGCCAUUGUACACUGGUAAAAAUGAGAGGCUAUGGAAGUGUGUGAAUCCUCUUGAUGGUGAUCUUAACCAGUACCCCAAGCCCAUGUGGGAAAGAAUUCAGAAGUUUCUAGCUUCUGCAGCUGGACGUCGUCUGGUAAUAAUGACUUCUCAAUGCAGGUAUGAGGCAGCAUUGAUUCUCAAAAGUAUGUGUUUGAAAGAUCUUGCUUUGGGUGAAGUACUCCAGAUUUUAAACAUGAUAAUCACUAUGAAGAGAUGGAUCUUACCUCAUCACACAGGAUGGCAACCCAUUACGAUUAGUCUGACAGAAACGGAUAAUGACGCAGAGUUGCUACAAGCUCUCUGCUCGAGUGGGACACAUAUUUUACAGCUUGCUGUUAUUGAAAGAGCAACGGUUGGAGAAAAUCAUGAACAUUUUCCUUCAGCAUAUACAAACACGAUCGAGAUAAUAUGUAACAAAUGAUACAAAUUUUUCUUGGAGCGGGCCGGCAUGUUGUCUAUUGUUGACUUUGUUUACAGCUUGCUGGUGGUUCUAAGCGGACAUAAAAAGACACAUCUAUUGAUGCAAUUUAUAUUUGUUAGUCAAGUUCUUACCGCUCCAAGGACACUGGGAAUUGACAAAAAGCUGUUGGGGUUUUGUUCUGUGCUGGGUAGGUAUAUGGAUUUUGUUACAGGCUGCUGGGGUAUGGAUUGUGAAGUGAGCAAAAUGCCUUCUUUGUAACACAAGAAGUUGUCAGUGAAAUGCAUAAACCUCAAUGUAUUACGCAUGACAUGUUUUGAAGCAAUGGCUGAUGGUUUUUAAGCA
Molecule: messenger RNA, 2499 nt
Organism: Rhododendron vialii
Lineage: Eukaryota; Viridiplantae; Streptophyta; Magnoliopsida; Ericales; Ericaceae
Exons: 4
Coding region: 136-2157 (673 amino acids)
Biological process (GO): regulation of gene expression
Cellular component (GO): peroxisome
Molecular function (GO): RNA nuclease activity
Source: RefSeq, a predicted model, not a curated record